UGCUGUGGGUGUCUGCUUUAUGCGAGUUGCACCAGCCGGACUGAAAGCAAGUAUUCAACCCUGUGAUAUGAUUUUAGUCGGAUAAUCAACAACCAUCGCCACCUUCGUCUUUGAGAAAGAUAUUUUAAGUGUGUCAAACAUUGGCACCUCACACCUGAUGGUCUGUCAACUCUCGGUGUAACGUUAACGGAGGAAUUAAGUCCGUAAUGUUCAAUCCACACAUCCAUCAGCAGCAGCAGCAGCAGCAACAGCAACAGUUUCACCAGCACCUGCGGCAGUUACAGCAUCUUUUCCAGCAGCAGCCACCGCCUCCUCCUCCUCCUCCGCCGCCUCCCGGGCACCAUGUCCCCCAUCACCACCACCAGGCACAGCGACCGAUUCCUGUUCCUCCUCAGACAGCCCCUCCUCCCAGGAUGGUCAGGAUGUGCCAAUCUACCCAGACGACCAUUAUCGCCCCCAACCCCAUGCUGCAAGGGGCCCUGUUGAUGCAGCAGAUGCAGGGUAGCAUGCGGGGCUUUGGGAUGGGUGGACAGCAGUUCCGUCAGUUCUUUGCUGCCGGGUCCAGGUCGUCUCUGCUCGGGCCGGUUCCCAUGGGCAUGGCCAUCAAGUCCCCCAUGAUGGCUUUCCCACCUGCUCGACCGUUCCACCCGCAUGCUCGCUACUACAACAACAACACCCCCACCACAGCCUCAUCUGCAUCCUCUUCCUCUUCCAGCACCGCAGACACUGCAGCUCGGCAGCCAGACAGGAAGAGGGACAGCGAGCAGAUGGCAGCAGGGAGCACAGACGACCAACCAGCAGCUAGCAGUACCAAUGAAGCAACUGAUAAAACUAACACAGACGGUGUUGUGGGUGGAGUGGAUGCACCCACACAGCCCUCUGAGGAGCCACUCGAUGAACCUGUAGUCAAGAAGCAGAGGACAGAGGGGUCAGAGGAGCCCAAAGAACAGUGUGCUGUUGAGACUGUCACCAUUGCAGAGACGGAUGAGGAUGUUCUUUUCCCAGAGUGUAACAGCAAUACAGUGGACAGCCAGCCUGAAGACUGCAUCCUUCUGGAGGAAGGAGGCUCCACAGGGGGAUCAGAUGUUAUUGAGACGCUGCUGGAGGAGAGCAGAGCUGCUGAGGUGCACAGUCUGGCAGCCCCGUCCCCCUCUGGCAGACUGAGUGAAGAUGAACAGCAGGAUGGUUUGCUCUUAGAGGGGAUGCCACAGGACAAAGAUUCCCCUUUGGCUUCACCAGACAACCAGGAGGAGGAAGAGGAGGGUGUAGCGGGGGGCGCCAAUAAGUUCUUCUGCUACCUCUGCAGCAUUACCUGCCGCAACCAGCAAAACUUCAAGAGUCAUAUGAACAGUGUUUCUCACCAGCAGAGGAUGAUGGAGAUCCAACACAUGAGCAAUGCUUGUCUGGUCACCCUGCUGCCACGAGUGCAGGAAUCUCUACAAGAAGCAAACAAAGAAGGAGAGAAGAAAACAGACCCGAAGCAUUGGUGUGCCACCUGUCACAUCCACUUUACAAGUAGCAUCAUGGACCACCGUCGCACAGAGGAGCACAAACUUGCCAGCAGAACAGCCAUCUCCUCCUGCACAGUCUGCAAGAAACACUUCAGGACCUCCCAGAUUUUUGUGGAGCACUUGCAGUCCCAGGAGCACAGACAGAAUUUGGAGAAGGAAAAUGAGGGCUGUGAGGCCUUGGGCAAGCUGACCGCCAUGGACACGGACGGCUUUUCGUUGGAAGAGGUGGAGGGCAGUGAGAUGGAGGAGGGAGAGGGAAGACAGAGGAAUGAACAGGUGCAGGAUGACUGGCCCUUCCCUAAAGAAGUGACUCUAAACGACAUGGCCAGUGAUGAGCAGUAUGACCCGGACACAGUCUACGGGUCCAGUUAUUUUGUUCCAGUAGCAGGUUUUAUCUGCAGAAUCUGCAACAAGUUUUACCACUUUGAAUCUUCUGCCCUUCACACACACUGCAAAUCACUGAAGCACUUUGAGAACCUUAAGAGGCACAGAGAGCUGCUGAGUCAAAAGAGUGGAGCUGUUAAAUCUUCCAGAGAGUCUCUCCCAGCUGCAGAAAGCCUCGUGCCUGUAAAAGAAACCACCACAGACUCUUUGGAUGAAAAUUCCCUUUCUGAUGAGACUGUAGUGACGGACCCAAACUCCAGGCAGCCUAUGAUUAAACUCACCCGACUGAACAGGCAGACAAAAAAACAGCAACAGGAGGAGCAGGCAGAACCUGACCCAACCUCACAGGACUUCAUCAGCACCUCAGCAACUAGCAAGGAGGAAGAGACCUCAUCCCAGGCCUCUGAAGGUCUUGAGAGUCCUGCCGAGCUACCUGCUGGUAGCAGAGAGGAACCAGACUCAGAGCCAGCAGCUGCUGCUGAGGAUGCUAAUGAAGAGGAGGCUGAGGAGGAAACUCCUGCUGUCCCAGGGAAAAAGAACAUCACAGGAAAAGCAAAAACCACAUCCAAACGCAGGUCAGGGAGGGCCACAAACAGACGCUGAGUCACAGAUAAGAUGUGGAAUGAAUGGAGGCCUGGCACAACCUCAGGACAGGGUGCGUCAGUAUGUGAAGAGGUGCUUUCAUGGAACCGAGACCAAGAAGUGAACAGCCCUUCCUCUUUCCGUGUUGGAAAGUCUGAAUUAAGCACACAACAACAAAUAGGAAGAGUGAUGGUAAAUCACAGCAGAACAUGACUCCUUAUGUGUUGCUCUCCCAGGGUGGGAAAUUAACCCCUGACAGCUGAUAAACACAGGGUAAAUCAGUGAUGGGUGGGUAAGUAUCUUAAUAUUGGCCCCCAGUCAGAGCAUGAUGUUCUCAAGCAUUGUAAUCUCUAGGCUCAACGUUAGGUUACAGCAAUCAAAAUCGAUCAUUGUAAAGCAGUAUGUCCGUUUAGCUCACAGUAAACCCUUUUACUUCUAUAUUUACAGAUCAGUAAAAAUCGCUCCCUAAAAACAAUAUUUUAUUUAAACCAAGAAAUUCCAACUUCACACUUUAGUCUUAGCAGGUUGAAUGGAUAAGAGUCAAAGUAUACUCAGAAAAGUAACUCUCACCUCUCUGCCACAAUGGAAACAGGAGUUGCUUACAGCUAAAAAAAAAAAAAAAAAAAACUUGGGGGAAAAAAACAAAAUUUGGGGUAAAGUGGCUUAACUAACACCCACGGCAAUACUAUGUGAUGAAUUGCAAUGAAAUUUGGUUUUUAAAAAAAAUACUUAGAAGAUC
Plectropomus leopardus (leopard coralgrouper) is the source of this 3216-nucleotide messenger RNA. RefSeq names its product cdkn1a interacting zinc finger protein 1a (gene ciz1a). Gene Ontology annotation, cellular component: nucleus. Gene Ontology annotation, molecular function: zinc ion binding; nucleic acid binding. The record is from RefSeq and is a predicted model, not a curated record. Lineage: Eukaryota; Metazoa; Chordata; Actinopteri; Perciformes; Serranidae.